Molecule: messenger RNA, 2555 nt
Organism: Vicugna pacos (alpaca)
Lineage: Eukaryota; Metazoa; Chordata; Mammalia; Artiodactyla; Camelidae
Source: RefSeq, a predicted model, not a curated record
CGUUAAACCGAGAAGAUGUCGCUGUACGAUGACUUGGGAGUGGAGACCAGUGACUCAAAAACAGAAGGCUGGUCCAAAAACUUCAAACUCCUCCAGUCUCAGCUGCAGGUGAAGAAGGCGGCGCUCACCCAGGCCAAGAGUCAGAGGACAAAGCAGAGUACAGUUCUUGCCCCCGUAAUUGACCUGAAGCGGGGCGGCUCUUCAGAUGAGCGACAGAUCGUGGACACCCCGCCGCACGUGGCCGCUGGCCUCAAGGACCCGGUUCCCAGUGGGUUUUCUGCAGGAGAAGUUUUGAUUCCCUUAGCCGAUGAGUAUGAUCCCAUGUUCCCUAAUGAUUAUGAGAAAGUAGUGAAGCGCCAAAGAGAGGAGCGACAGAGACAGCGGGAGCUGGAGAGACAGAAGGAAAUAGAAGAGAGAGAGAAGAGGCGUAAGGACAGGCAUGAAGCUAGCGGGUUUUCAAGGCGCCCAGACCCAGACUCUGAUGAAGAUGAAGAUUACGAGCGAGAGAGGAGGAAGAGAAGUAUGGGCGGAGCUGCCAUCGCACCUCCCACCUCUCUCGUAGAGAAAGACAAAGAGCUGCCCCGAGACUUCCCUUACGAAGAGGACUCCAGACCUCGCUCGCAGUCCUCCAAAGCUGCCAUCCCUCCCCCCGUGUACGAGGAGCAGGACAGACCCAGGUCCCCGACUGGCCCCGGCAACUCCUUCCUCGCCAACAUGGGCGGCACAGUGGCGCAUAAAAUCAUGCAGAAGUACGGCUUCCGGGAAGGCCAGGGCCUCGGGAAGCACGAGCAGGGCCUGAGCACUGCGCUGUCGGUGGAGAAGACCAGCAAGCGGGGAGGCAAGAUCAUCGUGGGUGACGCCACUGAGAAAGAUGCAGCCAAGAAGUCGGAUUCAAAUCCAUUAACUGAAAUACUCAAGUGUCCUACUAAAGUGGUCCUUCUGAGGAACAUGGUUGGCGCAGGAGAGGUAGAUGAAGACUUGGAAGUUGAAACCAAGGAAGAGUGUGAGAAAUACGGCAAAGUUGGAAAAUGCGUGAUAUUUGAAAUUCCUGGUGCCCCUGAUGAUGAAGCAGUACGAAUAUUUUUAGAAUUUGAAAGGGUUGAAUCAGCAAUUAAAGCUGUUGUUGAUCUGAAUGGGAGGUAUUUUGGUGGACGGGUGGUCAAAGCGUGUUUCUACAAUUUGGAUAAAUUCAGGGUCUUGGAUUUGGCGGAACAAGUUUGACUUUAAGAACCAGAGCCCAAGUAACCUCCAGCAGUCCUUCGGUGACUUGCAGGCGGAGCAGAGAAGAGCAAGAGGACAGCCGGCCUGCACGGCUGUGGGGCGCAGAGACUCUGGGAAGAAGGACUUCUGAGAUGUGUGCUGAUUGGUCCCUUUUUUAUUUUGUGGUUUUUUUUUAAAUAUAGUAUAAAAAUCCUUCAAAACAAAACAAAACAAAACAAAAAAACAAUCUGUGUGCCUCUCUGGUUGUUCUCAUUUUUACGGCCACUCCUGAGGUGAUUACAUUUUGCUAGGAUUUCAUGAUCAUUCUCAAGUGCUUCAGUGAUACAGCAUUUCUUGCACUAAAAAAUCUAGAAAGUUUUGGGGUAUGGGGUUGUGUUACCCUUUAGUUUUCCUUUUUUUUUUGAGUCAUUUUAAUAAAACCUGCAAGUUACUGAACUGUAGCUUCAUAAAUUCUAUAAUAAAGUAUCAUCUUGGCGGUCUGCCAAAGGUGAAAAUGUCUGCUUUCUCUAACAGAGAAAUUCUUCUUAUUGACUCCAGUCACAGAAAAAGCUCUUCGCGACCUGAACCAAGGUCCAAGAACUGUAAACCUACCGUGACCAGUUUGGACGGAUCAUUUUCAGUUAGGCUAAGUCGGACUGUAGAAUUUGUGGUGAAUUUUGGGGUAUUCGGAUAUAGAAAUCAUGAAUAUAGCGUUUGUUUUCAGAGAUUCAAGGCUUGUCAUUAGCAUAGGUCAGAAAUGACAGGUUAACUCAGAACCUUGCGGGUACAUCAUAAGUGUGCGCCCAAUUGUGUUUUGGAAAUGGUGGGGUUUUUUUGGGGUCACAUUUCUAUUGGCAAAAUUUGCAGUAGUGUUAGUUCUCAUACAUAAGUUUAAACUUUAUAAAAUUCAGCCACAUCAGCUACUUUAAACUGUGCUGCCACUUAACAGAGUUCUGGAAUUGUGAAACAUCACAUCGUUGAAGUGCAGUGAGAUGUGUGGCUUAAACAUUCAGCAGGGCCACAGAACAGAAACAUAAAAAUGCUCUGCGCUAACGUUUGUUGUCAGAGCAGGAGGUGUCUCCAGAAUACGCCUGUGCCUGUGUUCUGUCCCUUGCUUGCCUGAAUGCUGCAUGUGACUUACCUGAAGUGGCACCUGCGGGACAUGCGCCCGCGUUGUCUCUUUGGGUCCUUAUGACUUUUUUAAAAGCGUGUUGUGACCCUCCACGGGGAGAAAGCUCUCGGCAUUUCUUUGCACCCAUGGACUUGGUUUGGAGACAUAAGGAAUAUUCUGACCCUUUUUAAAAAAGGAUUUUCUCAUGUUUUUAUUUAACAUAAAUAAAAGAAUAACAUUUUCU